Messenger RNA from Acanthosepion pharaonis, 651 nucleotides. The record is from the annotation of a GenBank genome assembly. Lineage: Eukaryota; Metazoa; Mollusca; Cephalopoda; Sepiida; Sepiidae.
AUGCAGGUUGCUGCAUUCAUUUCUUUUUUUUCUAUUUUUCUUCUUCAUCUGCAAAGCUUUCCUUUUCUAUGGAGUGUUGCCGUUAUUUGCUAUCACAGUUCUUUACUGAGACCUUUACCUGAGAAUUUUCCAGGAUUGUUUAUCACAUUUGAACCUGGUUUGAAGCUAAAACAGACAUUUACUUUUUAUUCUGUUUAUUUUCUUUUGCAUUCUAUUCUUUCUUCAUCCAACAUUUUCUUUCCCUUUUCCUUUUAUUUCUUCAGUUUGAAUUUUCUUUUCCUAUUGUUUUCGUUCCUUGUUUUAUGCCCACCCACUUCUUCUGUCUUUCACUCUCUAUUUAAUUUCUUUGUAUUUCUUCUUCUUUCAUGUUACUUAUAUCAUUCCCUUUGUCUUGUUCUUUUCUUUCGUCAUACACCUCUUUCUUUUUUUUAUUCCCAUCGUUUAUAUAUUUAUUUCUCUUAUUCCUCUUCUUCAUUUUCUUCUUCCAUUUACGUCUUUCGCUUCCAUUUUAUUUAUUUCUCUUCUUGUUUUACUUUCAUUCCACUCACUAUAUCUCUCUCUUUUUCCCUUUAUCUUCAGACCCCACAUUUCAAAUACAUUUCCUCAGUUAUUUCUUCCCCUUUUUACUUCAGUUUUACCUGUCCUUUAUAG